Momordica charantia (bitter melon) is the source of this 2218-nucleotide messenger RNA. The record is from RefSeq and is a predicted model, not a curated record. Lineage: Eukaryota; Viridiplantae; Streptophyta; Magnoliopsida; Cucurbitales; Cucurbitaceae.
ACCAUGAAAAUUUUGGAAAAAUGGCAGGAUUGGAGGCUGGGGCCUUUUUCAUCGGGAGCAAGGGAGAGGAGGAAACUCAUACGGGAAACUUUGCUUAGACCAGAUUUGUAGCGCUCAUGAUUGGCUACCGAGAAAAUCGCGAGAGAGGGAGAACCGAAAAUGCUGGAAUUGAAUGGCGGAGAGCCGAAUCAGAACCGAGGAAGCCGAGUGGUUUCAUACGGCGAGUGCGAUUCUUAUGUUCGAUGUUCGUCGUUUGUUUCACCGCCGCAUUCUAUUGAUAUACUUUUCUCUAAUUUUCUCAUUUAAACAAGUGAUCCGGGUCUCUGGCCAUUACGAUACAUAAUAUCCAGCAGUAAUGGCGAUGGUAACAAUGUCAGUCAUUGCCGGAUGAAGGCCUUGAAUCUGAGGUUCGAUACUUGUUGAAAUUAAGCGAGUGGACGUUUAUCUCAUACGCAGACUGCUACCAUGGAUCGCUUCAAUAAGGGCGAGAAGCAAUCAGAAUUUUUCACCGAGUAUGGAGAAGCAAGCCGAUACCAAAUUCAAGAAGUUAUCGGGAAAGGAAGCUAUGGAGUUGUUGGUUCUGCAAUUGACACCCAGACCGGUGAAAGAGUUGCCAUCAAGAAAAUUAAUGAUGUUUUCGAGCAUGUAUCUGAUGCCAUACGCAUCCUAAGAGAAAUUAAGCUUCUGCGGAUGCUUCAUCAUCCGAAUAUUGUAGAGAUAAAGCAUAUCAUGCUUCCUCCCUCACAACGAGAAUUCAAAGAUAUAUAUAUUGUUUUUGAGUUGAUGAAGUCUGACCUUCACCAAGUAAUUAGGACAAACAAUGUUCUUUCUCCGAAGCAGCAUAAAUUUUUCUUGUUCCAGCUUCUUAGUGGUCUAAAAUAUAUACAUGCAGCAAAUGUCCUUCAUCGAGAUUUAAAGCCGAAAAACAUACUUGCAAAUGCUGACUGCAGACUGAAGAUAUGUGAUUUUGGACUUGCUCGCGUUUCUUUUGGGGAUGCGCCGUCUACUAUUUUCUGGACAGAUUAUGUCGCAACUCGUUGGUAUCGUGCUCCAGAACUCUGUGGAUCAUUUUUCUCGAAAUACACCCCUGCUAUAGAUAUAUGGAGUAUCGGAUGCAUAUUUGCAGAAAUGCUUACGGGAAAACCGUUGUUUCCUGGAAAAAAUGUGGUUCACCAAUUAGAUCUAAUUACCGAUCUGUUUGGCACUCCUGAUGCUGAAUCCAUAGCGAAGAUUCGGAAUGAGAAGGCAAGAAGAUAUCUUGGAAACAUGCGUAAAAAACCACCAGUUCCAUUCUCUCGAAAGUUCCCUAAUGUCGAUCCAUUGGCACUUACUUUGCUGGAACGCCUCCUGGCAUUUGAUCCGAAAAGACGUCUAACAGCUGAAGAGGCACUAUCUGAUCCUUACUUCAAUGGUAUGGAAAAAGCAGACCUUGAAGCUCCUGUUCAACCAAUUUCAAAACUUGAGUUUGAGUUUGAGAGGAGGAAAUUGUCAAAAGAUGAUGUUAGAGAGUUAAUUUAUGCAGAGAUCUUAGAGUAUCAUCCCCAGAUGCGUCAGGAGCGCCAACGCGAUGGAGAUCAAACUACCUUUAUGUAUCCAAGUGGCGUUGAUCGAUUUAGGCUUCAGUUUGCGCAUCUGGAAGAGCACCAUGUCAAAGGUGAAAGAAGUGCUCCACUUCAAAGGCAGCAUGCUUCUUUACCCCGGGAGCGGGUUCCUGAACCUGAGCACAACAACGCUGAGAAGAACACUGAUUUUGAAAGGGGGAACGACAAGAGUGCUCACCUCUUGAAAAGUGCUAGCAUUAGUGCAUCAAGGUGUCUUGGGGUAAUACCAAAAGAGAAGUCUGAGACGGACGAAGGAAGUUCUGAAGCAAAAAAUGAAGCAGCGGAUGGCUCGUCUCAAAAGAUCGCAGUCCUUCAGACUUGAUUCCAUGCGGAUUUGUUACAGGAGGCAGAAGGUUUUGAUUUGGCCACAUUUACCUGGGAAACAGGUCUUUGAUGAGCUAGAUUUCACUAUGAUCACUUAUGUUUAAAGUACGAUAUUAAAGUAGUAUUUCAUUGUAUUAUUUUGGCCCUCUUCCUUAAAUUGUUGAAAUAUAGAGCAAACACGCCCUCUUGUAAAUAAUCUGUUAUAUUUGUAUAGCUAACCUUCUAUUGUAGUUUGUGCAGUCGACACAUUCACACAAUAAAGAGAUCUUUGCACUGUUUAUUGGGAGUGGUAA